UUCGAGUUAGUAAAGCAAGAUGGCGACGACGGGAGAAAUUUCUUCGUCUGAAAGCCCUAAUUCUACCUCGCAAGCUAUGACAGAUCGACUGAUGCUUCUUUACCCCGCAGUGAACGAGGAUGACACUCCGAUACCCCGCUCAUGGAGCCCAAAAGAUAAAUACAAUUACAUCGGCCUUUCUCAAAAUAAUCUGCGUGUUCAUUACAAAGGGGUGGGCAAGACCCCAAAGGAUGCUGCAAGCGUGCGUGCUACCCACCAUAUUCCUGCAGCAUGUGGAAUAUACUACUUUGAAGUGAAAAUAAUCAGCAAAGGCAGAGAUGGAUAUAUGGGCAUCGGUCUCUCUACCCAGGGGGUCAACAUGAACCGGCUGCCAGGUUGGGACAAACAUUCCUAUGGUUACCAUGGUGAUGAUGGCAACUCAUUCUGUUCCUGUGGAACUGGCCAACCAUACGGUCCGACUUUCACAACAGGCGAUGUGAUUGGCUGCUGCCUCAACCUUAUUGACAACACUUGUUUCUACACUAAGAAUGGUGUAAACCUAGGUGUAGCUUGUACAGAUCUCCCGCCCAAGCUGUACCCAACUGUGGGUCUGCAGACUCCAGGAGAAGUGGUGGAGGCCAACUUUGGACAGAGUCCCUUUGUCUUUGACAUAGAAGAUUACAUGAAGGAAUGGAGAAUGAAGACUGGCCUCACCAUCUCUCGUUUCCCAGUGUCCGACCGACGAGGGGAGUGGUCAGCUGCUCUACACAGGAUUGUGUCGACAUACCUAGUCCACCAUGGCUAUUGCUCAACUGCAGAAGCUUUCACCAAGAGCACCAAUCAGCCCAUAGAUGAAGAUCUGGCUUCCAUCAAGAACAGACAGAGAAUCCAGAAGCUGGUGUUGGCGGGACGAAUGGGUGAAGCCAUCGAUGCCACCCAGCAGUUGUACCCAGGACUCCUGGAGAGAAACCCCAACCUUCUUUUCACACUCAAGUGCAGACAGUUCAUCGAGAUGGUCAACGGAACAGACAGUGAAGUGCGCGGUGCUGCAAUCCGAAGCCCUAAGUCCCGACACAGUAGUGGUAGCAGUCGGUCCUCCCCGAGCAUGAGCCCAGUGCAUUAUGGGUGUGGCGGGAACACACUCCACCCCCAGAGGACGUCUGGGGGAUCAGGGAGCAGCAGUCCAAGCCGCUCAUCCACAAAAAGUCACAGCUCAGGCAGCUCCUCCCAAAACUCCCACAAUCAGUCAGACUCUCGUCGGGCAGAGGAGGAGAUGAACGCUGCAAACUCUGAUCACAUGUCAAUGAACGGCCGUUCACGAUUAAUUGACAAUGAUGACGUUGAAAUGAGCGAAGGUCAUGUAGAGGAUGGCGUGAUAACCAAUGGCACGUCGGGGGGAUCGGUGUGCAUGAACGGAAACUCUCACCCAUGUGAUGAUGAAGAUAUGGAGGUGGACUCUCCUUCAAGUCGCAGACAGAUGUGUGGAGGCAGUCAGGCUGCUGUACAGAAGAUGCUUCAGUUCGGCCGGGAUCUCAAGACCAUGAGUAUACACCUCCGCAGACAGUAUGGCAAGAAUGAUGCAAACAAAAAAGCAUUACAAGAUGCCUUCAGCUUGUUAGCAUACGCCGACCCCUGGAGCAGUCCUGUGGGGGUGCAGCUGCAGCCAGUGCAGAGGGAACCUGUGUGUGCUGCCCUCAACAGUGCCAUUCUAGAAUCCUAUGGAUUACCAAAACAACCUCCAUUAGAACUAGCCAUAGCUCAGGCCACCCAGUGUAUGAGGCUUAUGUCCAAAGAGGGUCUAGGAGCUUGCGCCUUUGCCAGUGUAUCAGACUUUCUCCACUAGUGCCAGGGUUAGGGUCACACCCACAUAUGUCAACAGGGUCGGCCUCGAUCUGAUAAACAUUGAAGCCUUCCUCCCUCCCAGCACUCAUAGUGAGUGGCUCUGGUUGCUAGGUGAGUGACUGUGGUUGCUAGGUGAUUGCCUCUACGUGAAUGACUCUGUGUAACUCUGGUGAUUACGUGAGUAGCUCUGGUUGCUAGGUGAGUGACUGUGGUUGCUAGGGGAGUGACUGUGGUGAUUCUAAGUGAAUGACUCUGUGUGAGCAACUCUGGUGAUUACAUGAGUGACUCUGGUUGCUAGGUGAGUGAUUCUGGCGUUGUGUGAUUCUGGUUGCUAUGUGCGUAUCUCUAGUUACUUGGUGAGUACCUGGUGAUUAUGUGACUUAAUGCAAGUGACUGGAUAUGACAUUAGUCUUGUUGUUAUGGCAACUAUGGGUACUUCUGGUAAUUAUGUGAAUGAUUGCAUGUAAGUGACUAGUGAUUAUGAGAUCGACUUUGGUUGCCAUGUGAGUGACUGGGGAUUAUGAGAUCGACACUGGUUGUCAUGUAAGUGACUGGGGACUAUGAGAUCGACUUUGGUUGCCAUGUAAGUGACUGGUGAUGACUAGCAACUGCACGAGUGACUCUGGUGAUUACAUGAGUGACUGGUGAUUACAUGAGUGACUCUGGUGAUUAUGUGAGUGACUGGUGAUUACGUGAGUGACUGGUGAUUACGUGUCUUUAUGUCAGUGACUAGCAACUUCAUGAGUGACUCUGGUAACUAUGUGAGUGACUCCGGUGACUACGUGAGUGACUCCGGCAACUCCACGAUUGACUCUGGUUGCUAUGUGAGUAACACUCAUGACUACGUGACUACCGAGGAUGCUGAUGAGUGCACCUAGGAUGAUCAUCAACUUGAUGGCAAACACACCCAGUUCAGUUGUACAGUGUAAUUGUAACAUGAAGUUCUGUAUGAUUGCACCAGUUGGAUGUGGAAGCUGGGUGGUGGUGGCGGCAUUCAGCGUUACAGAAGAUGCAGCAUUUAGCCAGGUUACCAGAAGGACGGCUGGGAUAGAAAGGUUCACGGACACAAAGCCCUGUGUCUGAUACACCUGUGAUAAUCUACAGUUUUAUUGUGCUCUGGAGACUUCGGGCAGCAACACAAAGGCAGAGGAGGAGAAUCUGUUACACUGGCCUCUAAAGGACAGCAGCAGUACUGUGCCCUUUGUACACAAACUCUCAAGUUUUUACAAUUUUAAUCUAAAAGAAGUGAUGUCAACAAAAAUAUUUUCAAAAUUAUUAAUAGCAGAACACAUUUGACCAACACCAUCGAGAGUGAUGAUAUUCAAGAUAUACUGUAUCCACACAUGGUAUUGAAGAAUACAAGUUGUAAAGAAACAUGCAUUAUAAUUAGAUCUUAUAUAAAGUGUAUGCAUUUAAAUUAUACCUUUUGUCUGGAUCAAGAAUUAAACUGAAGAAGUUUCAACAUGGUCAAGCUACAUGAUGAUGGACAAAAGUGGAAGCAACAUUUGGUUUCAUUGUGUGUCAAGCACAAAAGGUUUAAGCUCAGCUCUGGUCCAAACCUUGGUAAAAUGGUACUGUAAUAGAUAUGAUUUGUGAUCUACCCACAUCUCCCCUCCAUUACUGUUAUACUUCUGGUCUGUCAUGAAAGGUACAUAAAAUAUAUGUUUUAAAGAAUCACUUUGAAAAAUGUUUUUAUGUAUUUUACUUUUACUUCACAAAGCUGUAUAGGGGAAAAGAUACUUAUGUAAAAAGCAAUUAUGAAAAGGAACCUUAACAUUUAGAUAGAAGUUGUCUUUGUUAAACAAACCUGGUUCUAGAUUGAGGAUAACAGCUAAACAAAUCUGUUGAUUUGCCUGAACUAAAGGGAAAGAUGUUUCAGGCCUUACUAACUUCUCCAACACCACACUGCACUAUCCUACAUAUUUUCAUUAAUUUAAAAUGCUCCCCUUUAGAUGCUGUUAAUGUUUUCAGUAUCAACAAUCUUUUAGUUAUCAAACAUAACAUGUUAUCAAUGCAUGGAUCAUUGUACUGAUACAAGUUUUCAGGAUACGUAGUUGUAUCCUUCAUGGCACCAAGUAUCACAAUGUUUGGGCAUGUGGGAGACUCAUCACAGCCAUAGAAUUACACCACAGAGCUAACACAGAAUCUGCUGCUCAACCAGGUAGUGCUGGACUGAAAAACAUAACUGAAGACAAUACAGUGUAACAUAGUUUCCAUGUCAGGGACAGGUUGGGUAGUGAGCAUGACGCUAUGCUAUGCAUAGUCACUGAGAAUAUAUUUAUUACAUGUUUGUUACUUGUGGAAUCAUGUGUAUGAGUGGCAUUAACUGACUGCCCCAGAAUUGUUUGUGUUUUGAAAGAGGGAAACUUCUGCACUGUUGACGUAUGUCAGUUACUCUGGACUCUCCUUGAGUUGUGUAACAUCAUGUCCCGGCUUCAAAACUCAGAGGAUGUCCUUUGGGUGCUGCACUCCCAGCAUAAAGUUUUAUUCAUGAAAUUGCAUCAGAUUUGUACUAAUAGAUACAAUGUGAAUAGUUGAAGUAUUUCAGAGUUUACUUCACAGUAUGUACCUGUAAGUGAGUCAGUUUAGUGCUGAAUUACAAAAGAGCUGAAUUUUCAAAAAAUUCAUUGAGUAGACUGUCAAUAUUUUGCAUUUGCAUGAUCAGUGGAAUAUUGAAUGGUAGUGCCAGUGUCUUCAGUCCUCACUUUCUGCACCCCACCCUUAUAAACUAAUCCUGUACUUCAUCAGCAAUCCACCCCAUCCCCCAUUAGCAGCGUAAAGCCCACAGCAACAACUUCCCAGAGUCAGUGACCCACCCAUAUCAGGAGAGUGGGGCUGUGGGGUAGCCCAGUGGUUAAAGCAUUCCCUCGUCACGCCGAAGACCCGGGUUCGAUUCCCCACAUGGGUACAAUGUGUUAGGCCCAUUUCUGGUGUUCCCCGCCGUGAUAUUGCUGGAAUAUUGCUAAAAGAGGCGUAAAACUAAACUCACUCACUCAUCAGUAGAGACUCACACACAUUGUAACUGUUAUGCAUCUGCAGCCCACCAUCAUCAGAAGCAGCCCGUCUAUAUCAGCAGAGAACCCCUUCUGUGACUAACCCUUAUGAGCACGGGCGCGCACGCACGCACGCACACACACACACACAUACACAGAGAGUGUGUCUGUGUCUGUAACUGCUACCCGUCUGCAGACCACCACCAUCAGAAGCAGCUCGCCUGUAUCAGCAGCCCACCCCUCCAGUGACUAGACCACUGACAGUGCAGGAGCUUCCUUCUUGUUGUUUACUACCUGGAUUAACAUUACUGCUAUGUAUUAGCUGGAUGAUCUUUGUCUAUCGAUUGUACAGAUUCUAGAGAUAUGCUGACAUGUUGAUAUUAUGGGAAUGUACAGGGAUUUGUUGACAAAUGUUUUGUUUCUCCAAAUGUUUUUUCCUUCUACUAGUGUAGCGUUGCUGAUGAAGCACCAUUAGAUCAGACCUUGACACAGUUGAUGGAUUAACCAUUGGCCUCAUAAUUCUCAGGCCAUAACCCUGUGUAAAUCACAGCAACUGAGAAUCAGUAUCACUGUUUGAUGUAAUGUCCAGUAAAUAUCAAGUCUAGCUGAACCAGAGCUAGCCAUACGCUGCAACAACAGACAUAUUGUGGAGGUACCUGACCAACAGUAAAUCUGCAGUCUUGGGGAGAAACUCCAGUAUCGAGAAUCGACCUAAGUAUUCUGAGAGCUCUGCAAGUGUUGAUAAACAUUCCUAAAUUAGAAUUAAAGAUAUCCCAUUUCAGGUUUUCGUUAUCUUUAAUUAAUCAUAUUAUGUUACAGCUUUUCAUUCUGGUAUGUGACUUUGUUAGACAUUUUUGUUUUCAAUGAAAUGUUGGAAUAUCUCUAAAUAUAAGAUUUCAGUGAAAUAUAUUGGUAUCAGGAAUACAUGGGGUUGGGUAUCGGAAAUACAAUUGGAUAAGUUAUCAGGAAUAGAGGUCAGGUAUCAGAAAUACAAUCGGGUGAGUUAUCAGGAAUAGAGGUCAGGUAUCGGAAAUAGAGGUGAGUUAUCAGGAAUAGAGGUCAGGUAUCGGAAAUACAAUCGGGUGAGUUAUCAGGAAUAGAGAUCAGGUAUCGGAAAUACAAUUGGGUUAGGUAUCAGAAAUAUAUGGGGUCAGUAAUUGGGAAUAUUGGUCAGGUAUCGUAAAUACAUGGGGUCACCUAACAGGUAUAGGGGUCAGGUAUUAGGAAUUGAGGUACGGAUAUCUAAAUGUAUCAGAAAAGGAAAGCAACUGGUUUUUGUUUGAAAGAGUCAGUGACCAUGACUCACUGGCAGUCACAAGCAUACAUACAAUUUGCCAGAUAUAUUUCUGUGAUUUUCAUGUUUCUCAAUGUAGGUCUAAAGAUAUAUAGAUGUGAUCUGGUUCAGAUGAAAAAUUGAAGUUGAUUACUUUUGUCAAUAUUUUUGACAGCUGAUUUCAUCUGAAACAUGUUCAGUCACACAUGUGGUUUACACAGAGCUAUGGACCAAUAACACACCACCUAUGUGAGACCUUGACACAAAGAAGUCAUUGUUAAUACAGUAUUCAUCAAACCAUCCCUGAUUAACAUCCCGAUGUUGGAGUAUCCCGCUGCCGCAGUCAUGACUAGGACUCCAAAUGACUUCCUUCUCAUCCACUGCAAGACUCCUAUGGAGCAGAGACUGUUAUGGACGAGUGUUUAAUUUAUUAAUUUGUGAUAAUGAUUUUAAUUAGACUCAUUGAGAAUGUAUGUAGUUUCAAUAUUUUAUUAUCCUGAUUACACCUCUGAAAUGGAUAAACUGAGGGUUACUAUUAUGCCUAUUGUGAGAAUGUGUGAUAUAUGAUAAUAAAUUACAAAGUUUGUACAGGA
Molecule: messenger RNA, 6680 nt
Organism: Haliotis rubra (blacklip abalone)
Lineage: Eukaryota; Metazoa; Mollusca; Gastropoda; Lepetellida; Haliotidae
Product: ran-binding protein 9-like
Exons: 14
Coding region: 20-1822 (600 amino acids)
Biological process (GO): cell surface receptor signaling pathway; cytoskeleton organization
Cellular component (GO): cytoplasm
Molecular function (GO): protein binding
Source: RefSeq, a predicted model, not a curated record